AUGGUAAUGUUUCUACUGCUGGCUUUGGCAUUUGCUCUGAAUCAUGCUCAUGCUGAGCUUGAAGGAAAGUGGGUUACCACUGCCAUUGCUGCUGACAAUGUAGACAAGAUAGAGGAAGGAGGACCCAUGAGAUUCUACAUGCGUGAACUUACUUGUAGUGAGGAAUGUAGUCAAAUGGAAAUCACAUUUUAUGUCAAUGUGAAUGACCAAUGUUCACAGACCAAAAUCACUGCAUAUAGGCAAGAAGAUGGAAACUACAGAACCCAGUUUGAAGGUGAUCAUGUAUUUAAACCUGUGUUUGCAACAGAAGACAACAUAGUCCUUGCUGGUGAUAAUGUGGAUAGAGCCAGCCGGAGAACAAAAUUGAUUUUUGUUCAUGGAAAAGGUCAACCCUUGACUCCUGAGCAACAUGAGAAACUUGAGGCGUAUGCUGAGGAACGUAGCAUUCCACCAGAGAACAUUCGAGACGUUCUGGCUACAGGUUCUGCCACAACAGAAGCAGACAUUUUCCACCAGGCACUUCUGGAAGGCAAUAUGGCUACUGAGGUUUCCCUGACAGUACUAAACACCAUAUCGUUUUUCACCCAGUGCUUCAAGGCUGCAAUGUGCUAUGUCCAUGUCAUGGCUCUUGUUUCAGAAUUUCUUCACCGAAAGAGUAAGACCUUCCUCUUUUGA
This is a messenger RNA of Chionomys nivalis (European snow vole), 675 nucleotides long. RefSeq names its product odorant-binding protein-like. NCBI's taxonomy places the organism in Eukaryota, Metazoa, Chordata, Mammalia, Rodentia, Cricetidae. The transcript has 7 exons. Bases 1 to 675 code for a protein of 224 amino acids. The record is from RefSeq and is a predicted model, not a curated record. Gene Ontology annotation, molecular function: small molecule binding; odorant binding.